Messenger RNA from Cygnus olor (mute swan), 6479 nucleotides. RefSeq names its product G-protein coupled receptor 35-like. NCBI's taxonomy places the organism in Eukaryota, Metazoa, Chordata, Aves, Anseriformes, Anatidae. The coding region runs from base 5355 to 6287 and encodes 310 amino acids. Gene Ontology annotation, molecular function: chemokine receptor activity. Gene Ontology annotation, biological process: phospholipase C-activating G protein-coupled receptor signaling pathway; chemokine-mediated signaling pathway; positive regulation of Rho protein signal transduction. The record is from RefSeq and is a predicted model, not a curated record. The transcript is spliced from 2 exons. Gene Ontology annotation, cellular component: membrane.
CAGAUGAAAUGUUUGUUCACAAAUCCUUUUGGGCUUUGCAAUGUAGAGCAGAUUUUUGGUACUGAAGCAUCAUUACCUUUCAUGAAUGCUGUGCGAUGGAUUUGAAUCCAAUCUGUCACCUCUCCUUUGCUGGUAUAUUGCUAGGUCUUAAUCGAUGUAGUAACUUGCUUUCUAAAAAACGUGCAUGUUUGUGAAAAACAGAACAAAGUGACCAAAGUGGAGAAGGUGUCAAUUCCUCAGGUUAUUUUUUUUUAAUCAAAUUUUUAAAUAAAAUUCUGCUGCCAUUUCUAUUAGUUGCGUGGUCCUGGGGACUAUGCUGGCACAUCUUCCCCAGGAGCUCUGUUAACCUGGCUGCUUUCCUGCUGCUGGCCUCCCAUGGCAAUGAGUUUCGCAGUUUAACAAUGCACUGCAUGAAUAAUACACGUGUCUGUACGCAGGGUAGGGUCGUUUGUGAAGGCAGGAGCACUGCAGGACAUGGGGACCCUAAGUGGUGACUUUGAGAAUGAGAAAAUGGCCCUACAUCAUUAACUUUAGAUAUAUUUUCCUGCACUGCCUCUCUCUGUUUUGUUCUGGUUGUGUGUGGGCCCGCUGUCUCGGGGCCCGAUGCAUGAGCAGAGCUGUGCCGUGCCACCUUGGGCAGCCGAGCUGUGUUUGUGAUGGCAGGGGAGACCUCACAGCUCAGCUGCACGGGCUCACUGGCACCCCUCAAACCACAGUGUCAUGUAGUCUGGAAGACAAGUGGAAAAAAUGGGCAUGGGAAGAUGAGGGCAAUGAAUCCAGAGGGCACUGAGCUUUAAGGUUUGUUUUUAAGUCUAUCUGCCUUUCAGUAUAUUCCAUCCCAGUAAUGCUCAGAAGACAGCAACCAUGGGCAAAGUCCAAAAAGCCUCUAGUCCUCACAUGGGCUGUAUUGUAGGAGUGAUUGCUCCUAGGCUGAGGAGAAAUCAGCUUAUGAGGAGAAAUCAGCUUAUGAGGAGAAAUCAGCCUAGGAGGAGCUGGUUUUUUUUUUUUUUUUUUUUUUUUUUUUUUUUUUUUUUUUUUUUUUGUCAUGCAGCUGAGAGAAAGAGGGAAAAAAAAAUCUACUGGAUUUCUUCAGCUCAUCAGCUGUCACCAGCCUAGAACAGGGCACUUGGAAACAAAAUGAGCCAGAAGUGUUUUUAAUGGGUGACACACAGAGAUGUAAGGAGAGCCCUGUUUGUAAACCCAGCUAUGCUUUGUUCAGAGGACAGCUGCAGCCAUACCCCUCACCUGUCUAAUGCUGCAGCAAAGCAUCACUCAAGUGCCUGUGUUCUGAAAUACUGUUAGGUGUGACUUGCACACAUAUGAGGACAGAUCAUCAGUGCCCUUAAGGCUGAAGUCCUUCCACACCUAAAUGACUGCACUGCAAAGUGACCUUUCAAAUUAUAAACACAUGGUUGAGGGGUGGGAAGGGAAAAAUAAUAAUUAAAAACAAAACAAAACAAAACAAAAACACUAAGGUUAAGAGCAUGUUAGUUCUUAAAUGGUACCCUCAAAGGUCACCCAAUCUGUUACAAGAAAGUUUGCAUCAUCCCAUAUAGGUGUUCCUCCCAUUUCACACCACAACUAAACCCACACUGUCUAGUCCUGUUCAGAACAUUAUAUUUUAGCAACACACAAACAGAUCUAAUCUGUUAGUUUAGCAAUUUCCUGGGCUGGGAUUUGGUAGGAAACUUAUGAAAAAUGCCAAGAAAAUGUAAAGACAAAAUGAGGAGCUCCCCUCACCUUCACCCAGAGAAAAUGAGAGUUGGAUUUUUCUGGUUUUAUUUCAUGCACUGAAGUUCCCUGUAUGUUGGAGCAGGCAAACUGCUCCUGGUGAAGCUUGCCCAAGCCUUGUCCUGCAGCACCAUGCCGAGCGGUGGCAGGGCUAGCUGAAAGUGCUGCCCUGCUUGUGGUGGGCAGGAGGGGACCUGUCCUCCAGGGUGCCAUCCUUCACCAGGCAGAUGCUGGCUUUAGUCUGACAUGUAACCUGUGUGCCCUAAGAAAACAGAGCCAUAGGGAUGGGAAGUCUGCAGGGGGCCUUUUGGGGUGCUCUCAAAGGAUCAAGGCCCCUGAGAAAGAAGGUGUCAUCCCUGGAAUCUGGAAUUGUAGGAGCUGGGACUGAAGUCUUCUUGUGUGUGUGGCCCGACCGAGAGAGCCUUCAUGGGUAGCCGGCAUAGGGCAGAGCAGUCCAGCCACUGCAAAGUCAGUAUCAAAGAUCCUGCUCUCUGCUCUCCUCCUCAGCCCAAAGCUGUUCUCCCCAAGCUGCCAUGUGCCCCAGACAAGUCACUCACACAGGGGUGCAUCAUCCCCUGGCCCUGAACAGCACCAUGCCUCACUAGGGACAGUGUUUCUCCCCCCACCUGCCCCAAACUGCCUUCAGAACCCCACAGGGGGACUCGUGGAUAGGCCAGGCUCCCACCACGUGGGCUGCCCCAUCCCACAGGAGCUUUGGGGCCCACGCUGUGUGGUGAGACAUGUAGGUGGGUGGCAGCCCUGUGACUCGUGAGUCACCACCCCCCCCAUCCUGCCUCGCACGGCAGGGCCACAAAGGAGCCUGCACAACAGGGUGAGCACGGGCACCAUUGGCACGGGGCGGGCCAAGGCUGAAGGCUUCACUUUCCCCACAAACACAGGGAGCAGGAGAAACCAAAGCACUUGUGCCCAUCUGUCUGGGGAGGGGACCUCUGUGGGAGUGACAGGCGGUGGGCACAGCUGGAGCAAGCUGCUCUAUGCAGCCUGGUUUUGUUAGUCUAGCACCAGCUGAAGCAUCAGGACGUGGUUGUGGAUGCGUAUGUGGGGCAAGCUGGCUGUUUUCUGGGCCACCUCAGACUUUUUGGCAAAACAACUCGCUGUGCUGCCGAAUGCUGCCUGGGAGGCCCUGUGUCCUCGUCCUGGCAGUCCUGAGACACAGGUGUCCUCCUUACACAGGGAAGUGACAGGUAGGACAGGAAGGUGAGCUGAGCAGAGCUGAAGAGGAGCUCGAGGGGUGAUUUUGGCCCCGUCCACCACAGCAGUGCCCCUUGGUGCCCCCUGACAUGUCUCCAUGCGGGUGGGACCAUGCUAUGGGUGCAACACCCUGACCCCCCCCCCCCCCCCCCCCAAGUCAGGGGCAGCCUGGCUCCCUGGGGUGACAGCCGGGAUUCUGCAGAACCAGCACUGACGUGACUCAUCUCCACACCAUCUUCUCACUCUGCGGACACCAACACGCUUAUCUGCAAGUUUCCCUUGGAAGGGAAACACCUUGCUGUGAUGGUUUCCACUGCCUCGUUUCCAUCAUGACAUUGAAGCCCAUUGUUACCCUGAAGCAUCACCUCUCACAAAGCCACAGGGAGCUGUUACUUGUCCCCUUGCCCACCAGCCUGUGGCUUUUUUCCUCUCAGCAUUGCAGCGCUCACAGCCUUGUUUACCAGUGACACGUGUCAUCUCCUUUCUGCUUCCCCUCCGUCACCACAAAUACUCCACAGCGUCAAGAGGCUGCCGCAUGCAGACACUAAAAGUGCAGCACCUUUAUUUGUAACUGCUCCUGUCCCAGACACAAAGUACUGCACCAUACCCAGAUUUCUGGGGACAGCAGAAUGUAGAGGUGGAGCUGGCAUUUUCCACAGGAAAACUUACCUUGUUCCUUCCUUCUUCCCUGCCCAAAGGCAUUUUCUUCUGCUGCUCUUCUCCUCUCCUUUUCCAUCCAGGUAUGCAUGUGAGCAGGCAGUCCCGGUGUGCCCUUCCCUCUGGCACUGCUGACUUACUCAGAUGCUCCCCCUCUCUCCAGGAAAGGCAGGAAAGAGCAUCCAGAGAACCACAGUCCAUCUCACCCUGAUCUCUGGUAAGCAGACAGAGGAAAUCAUCUUGUAAAUAAUAAUUUCAAAACCUACUGAGGACAAGAAGGUGAUUGGUUUUACAAAACCAUGCCUGAUGAUAACCAGGUAGCCACAUCUGAGUAGGCAACAUGCUGGUGGAUGUGAGAUGAGAGCAGUGGCUGUGCUUGUUCUGAACUUCGGUGUUGUAAGCCUUCCUGUCUCCCGUGAUGUCCUCGUAAACAGAAUGGUGAAGUGUGGGCUAGAAAAAUGGGCCACAAGGUGGACUGAAAACUGCCUGGACUGCCGAGCUCCAAGCGCUGUGGUUAGCAGCAUGGAGACCAGCUGGAGGCCAGUCCACAGGGAAGUCCCUUGGAGGUCAAAGCUGGGCCAAGUUAUGAAGAUACCAAACCAUAACAGCCUGGCUGCUGGGACAGAGUGCACCCUCAGCAGGUCUGCAGAUGGCACAAAACCAAGAGGAGCAGCAGGAGGGUUGUGCCAUCAUUCAGAGGUAUCCGGACAGGCUGGAGGAAUGGGCCAGCAGGAACUUCAUGGGGCUCAACAUGGGGAAGUGCCAGGUCCUGCACUUGGGGAGGAACAACCCCAGACACCAGUAUUGGCUGGGGACCAACCACUUGUAAAGCAGCUUGUAAGGCAUCACAGCUGGCAAGUGGUCAGUGAUCUACUAGCUCUAUUGCACACUGAUUAUCCACACCAGCUAAAUAGCCUAUUAGCGAGCCCUUUGGGGCUUACAGCCCUCUCUCCCUCCUCCAAUUCAGUCAAUGCAUGGCCUGCCAAGAGUGGCUCUUUGCCACUCGUGUGACCCUUCAAGGCUGUGGUGAAACCCCAUGAAGCUCUCGCUGCUCUGGCUGUGCUCAGACAGGACUGAGGCUGGAGCCCUGCCACCAGCUCCUGCUCCACCCCGCCCCAGGCACCAAACCCACCCAAGGGGUCCUUUGGGUGCAGACACCUCCAUCUGAGGAGGGCCAGGGAGACUUUCUCCACCCUAGGGAGCAGCUAUGCCACACACUGAGCUGCUCAGUGAGUCCACCUCCCUUCCCAGGGCUGCAGAAGCGUGCCUCACUUCAGCACUUAGCUGCAGGGCCCUGCACAACCAGCUGCACAAGCAAGCUAGCUAUAGAUAUCGUGUCUUCCUGGCCUUGCCUAGCUAAGGUUUGACCACAGCAUUUCAGCUCUCCACUCACCCAGUAUCCCCGCUAGCCAGUGAGCACUGCAUUUUAGGCAGCGCAGAAUGAGGAGGCGCAGAGACCAUACUGGAAAGCAUUGCAGACCUUUGGUCAGCAGAUUGUCUGAUGUUCAGGACCAAGCUGACACAAGAUCCUCUCCCACGCAGCAGGAGGAGGUGCUAUAGAAGCCUUCAAGUACUUGUGAGCCCUUGGUGCAGGCACCUGCCCCUGUGCAGCCCGUGCCUGACCUCCCACCCCGCUCCUCCAGGCGGGGAUGUGCACACCCUGCAUGCCCUGCUGCCAGCGGGACCUGCUGCUGAUUUUGUGGCAUUAAACCCACAGUUCUCAGAACAUCACAUGCCAUCCACACAUCAGGACAAUGAAUGAGUCCAACAGCUGCAGUGUAACAGAUGUAGAAGUGAAUCGCCACGUCCGUCUCACUGAGUUUGCUCUGUAUAUCCUCAUUUUCUCUUUUGGAGCAAUAUUUAAUGCCCUUGCCCUGUGGGUGUUCUUCUGCAAAAUAAAGAAGUGGACAGAAACCAGGGUGUACGCAAUCAAUUUAGUUUUUGCUGACUGCUUUGUCAUCUGCAUCUUGCCUUUCAUGGCUUAUUUGAUCUGGAAUAAGUCAGUCCGAGAUGAACUCUGCCAGUUUAUAGAGGCAAUGUAUUUUAUCAACAUGGUAGUGAGCAUCUACAUUGUUUCAUUUAUCUCCAUUGAUCGAUAUAUUGCCAUAAAGUACCCCCUGAAAGCUAGGACCUGCAGGUCUCCAUCAAAAGCUGCCCUUCUCUGUGGGCUUCUGUGGAUCUCUGUUAUAAUCGGUGCAACCUUAAGAUUUCAAAAGAGACAUGCUGCUUUCUGUUUUCAGAAGGAUGCCACCAUACCCACUGCUCAGACCCUGCUUUCCAUUUUCUUCAUUUUCACUCUUCCAUUAGCAACCUUGACCUUUUGUUCCAUAGAAAUCAUCAGGAACCUUAAGAGACAGCUGAAGACAAAUUCACUGGAAGACAAAUUAAUCCAGAAAGCUCUUUACAUUAUUUAUGCAAAUCUGAUUGUGUUUCUAAUAUGUUUUCUGCCAGCCUACCUUGGGAUACUUUUCAGGUUCAUAAUGGAGUAUGUUGGACCUAGCUGUUUCCUGAUCCAGGUCAUGAUGGACUUCUUUGCCCUGACGAGGUGCAUUGCCACGUCCAACUGCUGCCUGGAUAGCGUCUGCUACUACUUCGUGACCAAGGAAUUCCAAGAAGCCAUUCUGCAGCCCAAAUCCAGCACUGACAAAACAAAUCAAACCCAAUCCUUGCAGAUAAACACUUGCUAAAGGAAAGGAAGAAGAAUACAAACCAAAUGACCACCACCACCACCAAAAAAAUGCAAUGCCAAGAGAAGGUACAGCUUCAGUGUUACUGGGAUAACCAUCGCCCUUUCAUUCCAGGGACAGCUUUGUUAAGUCUAUCAUUACCAAGUUCAUUGUAAUUUUUAUUCUACGUGCCUAUUAAACAAAUAAGUUGUU